CAUCAACAGAACCAUGAUUGCUGUCGGUGACAAGCUGCCAGACGUCACACUCCAUGAGUACGUGCCGGUCGACGGCACGUGUGCUUUUGGGCCGGACGCAUUCAACGCGCUGGAGGCCGCGACCGGCAAGACCAUCGUCGUGUUUGGCUUGCCCGGCGCCUUCACGCCCACAUGUACGUCCGAGCACGUCCCUAGCUACUUGGCGCAUGCAAACGAGCUCAAGGCGGCGGGUGUCGAUGAGAUCUGGUGCACGAGCACGAACGAUGCAUUCGUGCUUGGCGCGUGGGGCAAGGAGCUCGGGACGACCGGCAAGAUCCGCAUGGUCGCGGACGGCGAUGCCUCGUUCAUGAAGGCCACGGGUCUCGAGCUCGAUUUUACGGGCAAAGGCUUUGGUGUGCGCAGCGCCCGCUACUCGAUGCUCGUCAAGAACGGCGUCGUGACGACACUCAACCUCGAAGAUGGCGCGACGUACAAGGUGAGCGGUGCAGACACAAUCCUUGCACAGCUCCGGGCCUAGUCUCUACUGCAAAUAGCGCACUCCUAAUACUGGCAGGUGCGAGCCUCGGUGCGUUCGUGAAUACUGUAGUCUCUAGGGUGCAUCUAGCCUUGGGCCGGCCGCGGUAUUGGAGUGCGUUGUCGACGUGAUCAUUGCCGUUCGUACGUUGAAUGCUGCUAAACGACACGCUAUACCCGCAGUGGAGGGCCUGACGCACCCAAGAGGGCGGCGCCCGACAACGUAGUUACCGGAUGCUGCACGCCUUUGCGCCUCAAGCGUUGGGCUAUGUCUUUACUGGCGGACUUGCUUCUCUGCGUCAUCUCGGAUGCACUCUACCUCUCAGCUCUCGGUCUGCAGCUGUGCCUCGCUGGUUCGCGCCCAUUGAUAGAAGCCUUCAACGCUUCCCGUGUAGUGCCCUUGCCGGUCGUGCAGUGAUUUCGUGCCGGCGACACGAGCCCUCGAUCGCUCUGCCGCCGUAAAAUAAGAGGACACCCAAGUGUUUCCGGCUCCAUGAAG
This is a messenger RNA of Saprolegnia diclina VS20, 1012 nucleotides long. Its product is annotated as peroxiredoxin. The transcript has a single exon. NCBI's taxonomy places the organism in Eukaryota, Oomycota, Saprolegniomycetes, Saprolegniales, Saprolegniaceae. Gene Ontology annotation, molecular function: thioredoxin peroxidase activity. Gene Ontology annotation, cellular component: cytoplasm. Bases 14 to 517 code for a protein of 167 amino acids. Gene Ontology annotation, biological process: hydrogen peroxide catabolic process; cell redox homeostasis; cellular response to oxidative stress. The record is from RefSeq and is a predicted model, not a curated record.